AUGGAACAGGAAAUAUUAUAUUUAGUUAAUAAACAACUUCAACAAGCAUUUUCAAAUGCAUUGACUUGUUUAACACAAACAUCUUCGUUAGAUCGAUCAUUACAAUCUAAUAUUUUAGUACGUUGUCGAUCAUUAAGUAAUCAUCGAAAAGUAUCAUCUCAUAAUACAAAUUCACAUUGUUCAUUACCGAUAACAACAAAGGAUUUUAUUUAUUAUGAAACAAUACCAAAUAUAAAUCGUAGUAGAUCAAACAAAACAGUUAAUGUGCAAUAUUCAUUCAGCCUUAAUCAACCGCUAUUAACGAAACUCAAUGAACAACAACAAAAUCUCAUUAAUAUACAAAGUUAUGUCGAUGAAUUAAUUCACCAUUCUAUGCGAACUGUUUUAUUACAGAUCAAUAAUCAAGUAUCCAUGAAUGAAGAUGAUACAUCGUAUUCAGCUGAAACUUUUGAAGUGAUUGAUUCAUAUAUAGAUGAAUUUAUUCAUUUCAUUAUUGAACAAACAAUUGAACUUAUUACAUCUUCCGAUAUCGAACAUAUAUCAAAUCAAAUUGUAGAAAAUAUUAUUAACAGUGCAUUGUCAACUAUAGCUAAUGAUAAUGAAAAUAAUUAUAGAAAAAUAAACGAAAAUUCAUUACCAUUAGAAGACAAUAAACAAUCGAUUGAUUAUUUUCUGAAUGAUAUUGCUCAACGAAUUUAUACCGAUUCAUUCAAUCAAUUAAAACAGUAA
Messenger RNA from Adineta steineri, 729 nucleotides. The record is from the annotation of a GenBank genome assembly. NCBI's taxonomy places the organism in Eukaryota, Metazoa, Rotifera, Eurotatoria, Adinetida, Adinetidae.